CCUCGACCGGGGUGAGAAGCGCCGUGAGAAGCGCCGUGAGUGGCUGAGAGGACUGAGCGUUCCCUGCAACAGCUGCCUCUAUCCACAACGGGAGUUGGCGGAACUGAGCCCAGUGGAGAACGACAAACAGCCGCUUUGUCACGCAUUGCCUCAGUACCGUACCAGCAGGCCAAACGCAGAACACCUAGGACGGCAUAUCUAUACAUUCAUGACCGGACAGGGAUUAAGUGGCUUAGAAGACAAUUGCACGGAAGGGAUAGAACGGAUUUUACACAGGACUGUUGGGUUUUAGGAGUGCCCCUGGCCACCAUGGAUACAACUUUGCAUAGCCUGCAGAAACCGACAGCCUCAACCGAUAAGGUCCUGGACGGUGGAACGGGACUCGCUUUGGAUAUGAGUAUGGGGGACCGGGAAUUCACGGAACACUCGAUUAGACUUACCGACAAAAUCCCGUUAGUGAAGCCCUAUUUAAAAAAAAAGAAAGGACAGAGGAAACUGGACUCAAAAUGCCUCCGUGCGCUUCAGGACCCAAUCCUGACCACAUUACUGAGUACGGAUGCACUUGUUACCGGAGACGGGGUGUUUGUUCCCCGGAACCCUCCGACAAGGACAGCGGGGAACCUGUGCACUGCGGCGGUGGUCAAACAGGCACGGAUUGGUGGGCCUGUGUGUCUGAAAGAUUCGGGAGCUACCGGUGUAACGGCUAUGAUUACCGGCGACACUGACACAGAAAUGGCGGACACCGCCGCAGAGUUGGAGGAGACAGAGAGGGGGGUAACCAAGGUACCUGUAGAUCUCCAGCGCGUGACAAUAGACCCCAACGAACGCAGAUUCCAGCUCAAACGUGUCCCCCGGGCGCGCGAGGUGGGGGCGGCAACCCCCACACCAGAUACCCCUCUAGUAUCCCCUCCAAGCCAGGGGGGCAACACGAUGAGUGACCUCUUCGCCUCUAAAGCCUUGCGGGGGCCAGAUUGUCUGACCAUCAAAGACAGUACGAACACCCCCAGUCUUCAGGCCGACAAAGGCGAGAUAUUUCAGGAUAAAAGCGAAGAGGCCUCCCUGGAUCUAGUUUUUGAGCUGCUAACCCAGCUCCAGUAUCACACACACCAAGCCGACGCAGUUUCGAUCUGCGUGGAUUUCCUGCAGGGGUUGUGUGUGUACGGGAGUGACUGCGCUUACCACCAUACUGUGCUGCCCUACCACUGGCAGAUCCGCAGGAGUGAUACUCAAAGCUGGCAAAGCGUGGCGGAUGAUUCGCAGGAACAGUUGGAGAGGCUUUACUGCAAUCCGGACAAUGAGCAAGUCAGGCUGAAAUUUCAGGGUCGUGUGUUUUCCUUAGACUUCAGUGCCAUGCGUGUAUGUGACCUGGAGUUUGACCGCGUCAGACGGUUGACCACUCCCUCCAGCCCUGCCGCCCGGCCCCCAAACACAAACCCCGCCCCUAACUGCCACACAGUGUGGAAAUACUACUGCAGAGACAACUUUGGCUGGAGAGAAUACUCUGAGCCGGUGGUGCGUCUGAUAGAGGAGGCUGGUGGUCGUGGUCUGAAGGAGGUCCGAUUCAUCACCCUACAGAACCACUACAUCCUCAACAUCAGAGAGGGCUUCCAGCAGAACGCCGUGUUCGGCUUCAGACGCCAGAUCAAGAAGCGACCCCUCUUCCUGUCCUCCAUGGUCCUCACACCACAUCUACAGACUCUUGGUGGCCUCUCCUCUUUCCCCAUCUCCUCCUCCACUCUGGAUCUGUCUGUUUCUCUCCCUCUCUCUCCCACCUUCACCAACCCUCCCAGCGUAUUCCCAGAAACAUGGUUACCCAUGACGACCAGCCAGGACUUCCUGCAGGUUCCAGUAUCCCGUGACGACCGGAGCUAUCGGACCGUCUACACCCUCUUCCACAAGACGGUGUCCGAAACCAAGUUCCGCAUCCUGAAGAUACUCCGUGUUCAGAACCCCUUCCUCUGGGAGAAAUACAAGAGGAAGAAGGAGUACAUGUCUCGUCGUCUCUCGGAGAUGGACAGGAUGCUGAGCGAGCGUCACCUGUUCCACGGCACCUCCACUGAGGUGGUGGAGGGCAUCUGCAAACACAACUUUGACCCACGUGUCAGUGGCAAACACGCCACCAUGUUCGGACAAGGCUCCUACUUCGCCCGCAAGGCCGUCUACUCCCAUAACUUCUCCAAGCGCUCUCCUAAAGGGAUCCACUCCAUGUUCCUGGCCAAAGUCCUCACUGGCAGGUUUACAGUGGGGAACCCCUCUAUGCGUCGGCCGCCCCCACUCAGCCCCCGCGACCCCUCCAGUGACCUGUACGACUCGUGUGUAGACAACUGGGUGGACCCCCAGAUCUAUGUUAUCUUUAACGACGACCAGAGCUACCCCUACUUUAUCAUCCAGUACGAAGAGGUUCCCAGUACCGUGGCUAUCUGACACGAGAGCAGACCGAACCAAACCCAGUACCGUGGCUAUCUGACACGAGAGCAGACCGAACCAAACUCAGUACUGUGGCUGAGAACAGACCAGACCGAACCAAACCCAGUAUUGUGGCUGAGAACAGACCAGACCGAACCAAACCCAGUACUGUGGCUGAGAACAGACCAGACCGAACCAAACUCAGUACUGUGGCUAUCUGACACGAGAGCAGACCGAACCAAACCCAGUACCGUGGCUAUCUGACACGAGAGCAGACCGAACCAAACUCAGUACUGUGGCUGAGAACAGACCAGACCGAACCAAACUCAGUACUGUGGCUGAGAACAGACCAGACCGAACCAAACCCAGUAUUGUGGCUGAGAACAGACCAGACCGAACCAAACCCAGUACUGUGGCUGAGAACAGACCAGACCGAACCAAACUCAGUACUGUGGCUGAGAACAGACCAGACCGAACCAAACCCAGUGCUGUGGCUGAGAACAGACCAGACAGAACCAAACCCAGUACUGUGGCUGAGAACAGACCAGACAGAACCAAACCCAGUACUGUGGCUGAGAACAGACCAGACAGAACCAAACCAGAGCUACCUCAUACUGCAUCAUCAGUAUGAAUAGUUAACCAGUACUGUCGACAUCUGAGACCUAUUGGUUCCUCCCUACACCAUUUUGGGUCUGAACAGUUUAAUUCGGACACAAUGCUGUGAGAAUAGACAUUAGCGUCUGCCAUUUUGGGUCUGAACAGUGGACAGUUUAAUUUGGACCCAAUGCUGUGUGAAUUAAUAAUUGCCUUGGCGUCUGCCACUUUGGAUCCCCAUCGGGACUGAACAGUGGACAGAGUCACUGAGACUCAGUGCUGGAGUGACCACAUAACGUUUCUGUUUAAAACAUGACCCCCAUCUCUCUCUAAGACCUCUUUCUCUCAGAGGGCAGACAUAUUUGGUGAGAUAAGCUGUACGUACGUUCUUGUUGUUUAUAUUUGAACUGUGUGCCUUUUGUUCAUAAAAAUGUUUAUUUAUGUUAGUUAAUGUAACAUUGAGUAAAUAAAUCAUCUAAAAGAGAAAA
Molecule: messenger RNA, 3488 nt
Organism: Salmo salar (Atlantic salmon)
Lineage: Eukaryota; Metazoa; Chordata; Actinopteri; Salmoniformes; Salmonidae
Source: RefSeq, a predicted model, not a curated record